Cornus florida is the source of this 2017-nucleotide messenger RNA. RefSeq lists its product as uncharacterized. Bases 455 to 1750 code for a protein of 431 amino acids. Lineage: Eukaryota; Viridiplantae; Streptophyta; Magnoliopsida; Cornales; Cornaceae. The transcript is spliced from 3 exons. Gene Ontology annotation, molecular function: double-stranded RNA binding; zinc ion binding; single-stranded RNA binding. Gene Ontology annotation, cellular component: precatalytic spliceosome. The record is from RefSeq and is a predicted model, not a curated record.
AUGUGUACCUGAGUAUCAACUAUGAAAAAAAAAAAAAAAAAAAAAAAAAAAAUAAUGGAGAGCAGAGCAAAAUCUGCUUAUGUUAUCAAAAUUGGCAAGUGGGGAUGCUCUAAUAACUUUGAUCAUGCAUGGAAUUUUCAUCACCAUGGAAUAAUUUCUCUGUUUGGUUCCUGUGAAGUGUCAGUUGCCAUUCCUCAAUACUCUCUCUAUUCUUUUUCUGUGAAAGACUAAUAAAAUUUCAUUUCUCUCUCUCCUUCUCAACAAUAAAACCAAUUAACUCUGAUACGCAUCUCUGUGUCUCCAAUUUUCCUUUCCAUCGCAAACCCUAGACCCAAUUGUGUCAGAGUCCAUUUUCAACCGUAUAGAGACUCCUACUUUCUCACUCUAGUCUCCUAAUCAUUCUCGACACUUGCACACCAAUGGAGAACAUUAUUCUUCUGGGUAAAUACAACAAAUGGAGAACUUGCUAACUGGAGAUUUCAGGAAUAGGGCUGAAACGGAAAUAGCUGAAAUGAGGAGGAAGAAUGUUAUGUCAGUGGACCUUGCAAUCCAAAGAGAGUUGGCAUAUUGGAAGAAACUAAAAAGUUUGCAAUUGCUUGCAGAUGUUGUCCCUAUGCCUUUGCAUGUGCCAUCUUCAAUUCCAAGUCCAAGUCCAUUGCGGGGAAGAAAUUGGGAUUCAAACUCAAGUUUGAAUCUGGUUCCAAGUUCAUCUAGUCCAAGGCUGUCAUCAACUCCAAGUCGGAAUACAAGUUCAAGACCAGGGCCAAGUUCAAUUUCAAGUGCAAGUCUGGUUCAGGGUCCAUUAUAUCAGGUGUCAUCUUCAAGUUCCCGUCCAAGUCCAUGGCUGGCACAAAAACAUAUUUUAAGCUCAAGUUUGAGUCUGGUUUCAAGUCCAUCUAAUCUGGCUCCAUCUUCAACUUUAAAUCCGAGGCCAGCGCUAGUUCCAAGUCGGAUUCUUAGUUCUAGACCAGGGCGGAGUCCAAAUCUGGUUCAGAGUUCAUUCAAUCAGGUGUCGUCUUCAAAUUCUAGUCCAUCUUCAAAUUUAAAUCCGAGGCUACCACUGGUUCCAAGUCGGAUUCCAAGUCCAAGACUGGGGCAACGUUCAAAUCCUAGUCCAACUCCAAGACCAUUGCCAAAACCAGGUUACAUUCGAGGUCCAAGUUCAUGGAUGAGGCCAAGGCCAAGUCUGUCAAGCACAAAGAGAAAAGCAUCAACUUGCAACCUCCAACGGCUCCCACCUCAACAGCCGAGACCAUCUCACAGUAAUCACAUUAAAACAGAUCAAGAGGGGCUAUUCAUUUGCGAUUCCUGCAAAGUGCCAUGCUCAGGUGCCUUGAAUUUCAAGCAGCACCAAAAAGGUCAAAAGCACAAGGCUAAACUGCAACAGUUGCAGCUGAGCAGGGAAGAGGACAAGGAGGAAAAAGAUCUUCGACCAUGGUGUGAACUAUGUCAAAUUUGGUGCAUAGAUGAGGAUUCGUUGCAGAUGCACCUAAAAGGUCAAAACACCAGGCUAAACUACGACAGUUGCAAACUAUGUCAAAUUUGGUGCAUAGAUGAGGAUUCAUUGCAGAUGCACCUAAAAGGUCAAAAACACCAGGCUAAACUACAACAGUUGGAAAUUGGUAAGAAAAAUGGUGGAGAUCAUCCAUGGUGCGAACUAUGUCAAAUAUGGUGCAUGAAUGAAGAUGCAUUUGAGCAACAUCUCAAGGGCAAAAAUCAUGUCACUCGGCUUUAUGCUACUGGGAAUUAGAACAAGAGUGCUAAAACUGGAAUUGGAGAUGAUCCAGUGAACUGAAAGAAAGCUGCUUAUGUAUCAUUUCUUUUGCCUAAGUUCCACACACGCAUGCGCACGUACACAAUGAAAAGCUGCAGAUUUCCUAGGACAUUUUAUAUACUCUCAUAUUUAUAUACAGCUUAUUUCACUAUUUUACGUAUUUUACAGAUAGUGAGUAUGACAAAAUUUGCCCUUGUGUUAAUUCUCUUGAAGUUUUAUGGAACUAUUUUUUCUUUUCUUCAA